Messenger RNA from Hypoxylon fragiforme, 1237 nucleotides. Its product is annotated as ribosomal protein L10e. NCBI's taxonomy places the organism in Eukaryota, Fungi, Ascomycota, Sordariomycetes, Xylariales, Hypoxylaceae. Gene Ontology annotation, molecular function: structural constituent of ribosome. The coding region runs from base 325 to 990 and encodes 221 amino acids. Gene Ontology annotation, cellular component: ribosome; cytosolic large ribosomal subunit. The record is from RefSeq and is a predicted model, not a curated record. The transcript has 3 exons. Gene Ontology annotation, biological process: ribosomal large subunit assembly; translation.
UAAGGUGGGAUAAAGAAUAACGCUAAUACACCAAUAAGCCUAGGGCUCGCAGUUAGUUUAGUGGUCGGUGGUUGUAGCCCUAACCCCACUUUUACCACAGGCGAAGAAUGAAAUGGAUGAACCAAUGAAAUACCCCGCCACAGAUCCACUUUGCCCACCCGAAACUGCUUAUGUGACUCGUUAUUGCUUUGAAAUCAAGCCAGGAAAUUUCCAGUCAAGUGGCCCCGAACCUCAAAUUCCCUUGCCGGAUAUUUAUCAUCUUUCCCUCAACAACACCCAUACAACACAUCCAACUAACGACAUCAUCAAGAUAAAUCAAUCAAGAUGGCGCGUCGUCCGGCAAGAUGCUACCGAUACUGCAAGAACAAGCCGUAUCCCAAGUCCCGCUUCAACCGUGGUGUACCCGACCCUAAGAUCCGCAUUUUCGAUCUUGGCCGAAAGCGCGCUACCGUCGAUGACUUCCCUCUAUGCAUCCACCUCGUUUCCAACGAGUACGAGCAGCUGAGUUCCGAAGCCCUUGAAGCCGCCCGUAUUUGCUGCAACAAGUACAUGGUCAAGACCUCCGGAAAGGACAGCUUCCACUUGCGCGUCCGUGCCCACCCUUACCACGUCGUCCGCAUCAACAAGAUGUUGUCGUGCGCUGGUGCCGAUAGACUGCAGACUGGAAUGCGUGGUGCCUGGGGCAAGCCCAAUGGAACCGUCGCCCGUGUCAACAUUGGCCAGAUCAUCCUAAGCGUCCGCACUCGUGACUCUAACCGUGCUGUUGCUCUUGAGGCCCUCCGACGAUCCCAGUACAAGUUCCCUGGCCGACAAAAGAUCAUCGUUUCCAAGAACUGGGGCUUCACCCCUCUCCGCCGUGACGAGUACCUCGAGAAGAAGGCUGCUGGCCGUGUCAAGGUCGAUGGUGCUUACGUCCAGUUCCUUACUAACCACGGUAGCCUCAAGCAGAACAUCAAGCGCUUCCCUGAGGCGUUCUCUGCUGAGGCUUAAGUGAUUUGUUACGGAGAUAAGCAGAUUCGGGUUGAGGGGACAGGCGUAUAAUGGUUACCAUAGCACUGCUACAUGACAGUCAAUUCGGAUAUUGCAUUUGCACCCUAUGAAUCGUUGUCCAGUGAUGUGAAUUUCAAAUCACGGUGAGGAUGAUGUUCAAUUAGUUUGACCGGUCCCGCCUAAACGGCUGAGGCUGGCAUUUACCGUAGUUUUGCUUGCAGCCAAUUCGAGAUGAUUUCAUAUAAAU